Messenger RNA from Nylanderia fulva, 5111 nucleotides. The record is from RefSeq and is a predicted model, not a curated record. Lineage: Eukaryota; Metazoa; Arthropoda; Insecta; Hymenoptera; Formicidae.
CUGAUAGGGAUGGGCCUGGUGCUUUUCGAAGUACCUGGAAUCAUAAGACAACGGACCGUGAGUUAGGGAGGUCGUCGUGGCGCGAUGUCCGCCGCCGCGGUCGUUUCCACGGGGAACGGCGCCCGAACGGAUUCCCAUCGUCGUGGAACGUCGUGAGCGGCGGAUUGUGGCAGUGAGUGUUGCUUUGCGAUGCAAGUGUGUAUGUGCGGUCGAACGAGGCGUACGGACGAGUGGACGGAGACGUCGGUGACGAGAGGAGAGGCGUGAGGGAGGGAGAGAGAGAGAGAAAGAGAGAGGUUGGUCGUGUGUCAGUAUCGGGUAUUUGACUGCAGAGCCCUACCCAUCGCUGAUCCUUUGAGGUUUCCUCGCAUGCAUUACCAUCAAUGCCGGUGUCUGUGGGAAAUUCGCGGCCUCGGAUGUUCCCUUUUCGGUCGGUCAGUGUCAUAAGAACAACAUUAACGCUUAUUUAGCAGUUAACUUUCUUUCUACCCGGACGCCAUGUCACAUACGUGCUCGGCCGCUGCCGUGCGCGCCGGCAUCCUAGAUCGCGCGCUGACGUCACGACGCGCGAGCGACCGACCCCUGGUGGGGGAAGCUCGGCUACGUUCAGGGACGUGCGAACGAAAUAUCGUUCGGGGACCCCAAAGACGUGAUCCUUGCGGAAAUCGACACGUACCUGACCGCGAUGGACGUCGGCGCAGAUUAGUUCGAUCUGACGUCACGGCGGCGUCGCGGCAGACAGCGACGCGAUCAGCCGUGUGUUUCAUCGUUUGCGCUUGCGCAAUCGUCGCCGCGGAAAGAGAUCGCGUAUGUGCGAAAAAAAGUGCGUUGCGCGAGCUUCGGCCUACUUCGGCCGACAGACGGCGCAACGUGACACGAGACCGAGAGUGGCGUGUGGAGUCUCUAGGCGAGUUCGUAUAUACGGAAGAACGCGUCUUGCUUGCCGCUUUGAAUAAUCACGAUUCCAAAGAUGCCGUGAUUCUCCAGGAAGUCGAUUUAGCGCGAUUACACGAAGAACAGAGGCCGGACCUGGUGCUCGCAGUAAUCUUGAUGGAAGCAACUCGGAAGAAACACCGGCUGCAGGAAGAGAAGACUCGAUCGUGUGUGAGAAGAGGGAUCUCCACACCACACAACUUCGAGGGAGGCACGAUAGAUCGUCGUUAUGUCAAAUUCGCGAUAAGCACUAACUUGUGCCAUAAGGAAACUACAGAGGAAGAUAUGGAUAUAAAUUCUGUACGUGAAAAAAAUAAAAAUGCAAGAAAAUGUUCAAAAAUUCAACAACUGGAAAAUAUCACAGGAAAUGAUAAUAAUCUGAUUGAAGAAGCUUUUUUGAAAAUUGUAUAUUCAUCCAGAGGAAGUAGGAGUUAUCGACAUCUCAAACAGUUGCUUUUGCUGUAUACCCAGAAUAUUCUUUCUAGCGUGGAAAGCAAUGUUGAGUUUGAUCCAAUUAAUUUAAAAAACAUUAAUGAUAUAUUAAUAUUCUUUCACUUAUAUUGGCUUGACAUAAAGCAGGAGAUACCUGAUCAUAGUUCAUAUUUAAAUAUAAUGUCAGCUUUAUUAAGCAUAUAUAUAGAUAUGGAAUUAAAACUUUCAAGCAAAGAAAUUGAUGUAAAAAUUAUUGCAGCGCUAUAUAUAUACUUAAAUAACUCGGAAGAGCAUAUUUUCAGGGUAUUAGUUAGAAUUAAACAUAUGACAGAAAGAUAUAUGAAAAUUUGUAAUGACAUAUUUACGAAGAGCUUCACUAAUCUGAAGAUAAAACGUCAAGAUAAGAUGUCUUUAAACGAUGUAACUUAUAUCAGAUACUUGCUUGUCUUUAAAAUGUGGAAAAAAAUUUCUGAUAAAAAUGAAAAAAUUGACGAAUUAGCUAUAAAGCUGCUAGGACCAUGUAUGCCAAAAUUACGAGAUGAAUUAAUAAAAUUCGUGCCUAGUCCUACGGACUCUACAAAUCAUGAGACUGAAACACUAUGGUUAUUAAAAUCAGAUAUCGAUUUAAAACAAAUGCAUGAGCAUUUUCUACUAUUUGAAGAUCAAAUGAAUAAACAUUCUCUACAACUUGAAGAAAUUGAUAACUCUGCAUAUUUACAAUGUAUCAAAAUUGAUCAGUAUGGUUUAGAGUCUCAGACACAGAUGAAUUUAUUUCAACAAAACAAAAACAGGAGCACUCCUACAUCUAAUCAAGAAGUAAAUAGAGAUGGUUUAAAUGGUUUUCAAAAUAAUUUGCAACUAGGUAAUAACAGAAAUAAACCUUUAGAAAAAACUUAUUUACAAAAAGGUGAAAGAAGAAGCUUUAAAUCAUUAGAAAAAAUAACCGAGAAAUCAAUAAAAAAACCAAAGAAAUUUGAAAUUAUCGAUUUAACUGGAGAUGAUGAAAGUGGUUCUUAUAAAAUAAACAGAAGGAAAAGAAAGAAGAAAUAUAUUUUGAAUGGUCGAGAUUGUUUGAAGAUCGGAAAAAAUAAAAAGCAAGACUUCCUUAAUCAUUUGAAACUUUCAAAUGAGAUCAUGACAAGUGUUAAUACUGAAAAAAGUUCUAAUAGAGACAGCAAAAGUUUAGUUGAGAAAGCUUGUUUGGAGCAUAAACCUAUUCUUGACAACAAAAUUAGUGAAGGUACAGAGAGUUACACUUCAAUUAACAAUAAAUCUUCAUUAAAUAAUGUUUAUCAUAUUAUUCGUCAAAAAAAUGAACAUUUAAAUGUAAUGAAGAAUCAAAUAAAUAAUACUUGUCCAGAAUUUGUAAAAGAGAGUAAACUAGAAAAUCAUCAUGAUUUGUCACAUAUGACAUAUAUGACAGGAAAUGCAAUAGGUUCAUAUAAUAAUACAAUAACGCAAAGUAAGAAGACGUUAACUUCUCAGGAAGAAAGUGUUAUGGACACAAUACCUUCAUUGAAGAUGUGCCAAAAUGAUAUUAUGGAUCAGCAUUCUUUCAAGAAUGAAACACUAAUAAAUACAAAUUGUAAUGCAACGCAAAAGUCAUGCAAGUAUUGUGAACCGAUGCCAGUUGUCCAUAUUGGGAAACAUAUAAUUUGCAUGAUAUGCAAUCCUUUGUAUAAUAACGAACAUAUUUUCGUUGUACGUCGAUAUCGUAUCAAUGAUAUCAGCGUUAUGACGUGUCGUGACAUGCACGGUGAGAAAAAAAUGCAGCAUCCAGAUAAAUCCAAUGACAAUACUGUUUCGACUACAACAUUUACUGAGGAUCAAAAGGUAGAAUCGUCAUUAUAUAAUCAACAUGUCAAUUUUGAUAAUGUAAAAAUGAAUGAUAAUGACAUUGCUAAAUAUUCUGAAGCUACAAUGAAGGAACAACAAAAAAGCGAUUGCGAUCCUUCGAUAUUAAACGAUCAAGUACAUUUCUCAGAUUUCUAUAUGAGUAAUAAUCCUUUCAAAAUUGGUUCAAAUGCAGAAAUAGAUUAUAAUCUGAAAGAUUUUUCAAAUACUGAAAAAGAUAUUAAUUAUGCAAAAAUGUUAAAUGAUUGUGAUAAAUAUGUUUAUGUUGCUGCAAAUCAUGCUGUUGAUGAAUGUAUUAUGGCUAAGAGCGCUGAAAAAAGAAAUUAUUCUGACAUGUAUACUGCUUCAACUACAUUCAUGGAAGAUCAAAUUGUACAUGACUCCAAACAUUCCGAAAAUACGAUAAAGGCACAACAAGAAAGAAACGAUUGUGAUAUUUCGAAUGAAACAUCAAAUCGAUAUCUCUUUGAACAUGAUAUAUUUAAUAUAGAUUCUAUAGAUAUGGAUUCAAAACUGGAAUUCAAAACUUCUAUAGAUAUGGACGACUCUAUCAGUUUCUCGCAUCAAAUUAAAAUUUUGGAAACUCUAAACAAUGUUGUGUCAAAUGAAACCACCGAAUUUCUCCUAUCUUCGAAGCAGUCUCCAUUUGAAUUGGAUAAUAUAUAUACAAAUACAUUUUUAAGUGAAAAGGAUAUUUUAUGCCAUAAUCAAAACAAUGUUAUUAACAGUAAUGUAAAUCCGACCUUCCAUUUGAAUACCGAUAACAAUUUUCAAUGAUUAUCAGCCAAAUUUGAUAAGUUUAAUAUGUCAGUAAAUCACAAUAAGUUUCAAUCCAAUGUUUUGCAACAUAUUUAACUAAUUUAGAUAUCGCGCUUCCAGUUUUUAAGGAGCUAUGGAAUUUCAAUAUUUUUUUCUGAUAAGUUAAAUAAUAAUGUGCUUUAAUCAAGCAUUAUAUUUUUAAAAAAGAAAAAAUUGAAGAUUUUAUAUCUCGAGGAAUAUGUUAAACUAAAAAUCUUUAAAUGAAUUUUACACCUUCAAGAAUAUAUCAUCAAAUCAGGUUAAAAAAUGAUUUAAUAUUACAAAGAAAAGAUUCUGCCUCAACAUUAUACAUAAAAUAUAUAUUGUUAUUCUUGGAUGUCCUGAUGGCCUUUCGGUUAAUAAGAUGAUUAAUUCAAAAUUCAUGGAUUAUAUCUACUAUGAAGACUGUGAAGACUGUGGAAUGAGCUGUCAGAUGUAAUAGUUAUCUAUUGAAAAAGCACGCAUCCACUCCAUCAAUUGAAGAAAAGAAUUAUAAAAAACAGUUUUAACAAAAUGUUCUGAUGUUUAUUAAAAAGUUUGCCUUGCAAAAUUUUGAGUCUCGAGUGAUGAGCUGGAAAAUCAAUUUUCUAAAAAAUUUUCUACUUCUGAAGAUAUAUUCAUUGAGAGCUGCCAAUAAAUCAUUUAAUGUUGAACAGAGAAUAUUCAUUAGAACACCAUGCAUAUAAAAGAUGAAUUUACUUCGAAUACAAUCUUAAUAGCAAUUUAAUAAAGAUCAAAUCACGAAGAAUAUAACUGAGAAACCAUAUACCAGUAAAUAUCAUUAAGGAGUAUAUUCAGAUGUAUUAAAUUGUCUACUGAAGAAACACCUGAAAAGAGAAAGAGAAUCGCAUCUACGAUUUCACCUCUUAUGUGCUAGCAAGGUUGUCUAUUAUUAUAAAUCAAUAUGAUAUUCUCUUUCGAAAGAGAAUUUCUCUUCUAUAAUGAAAGAGUUUGUAUGUAGAAGAACAAGAAAAAUAAUGCAGUGUGGCGUGAUCGUUUAUCCUGAAGAAGUCGGCAAUUUUGAACUACUUACAUAAUGCAAAGUUAUCUCAUAACUUGACGAUUGAAAUAAAAUUUUAGCACACUGAAAAUUA